AUGAAUAUAAAUGUGAACGUUUAUGAAGUACCUAUUGUGAGUGCUGUAAUUAUGCAUCAGCCUCAACCUCAACCACAGCACCCAGAGCCACAAAAUCAAAUUCCACCACCGAUUAACCCCCCGGAACCACCGCCUCCGCCCCCGGACGAGAUAAAACCGAAAAUAGAGAAAAAGAAAAAGGAGGCUAUAGAUGGCCAAGCUAGAGAGAUUAUAUACAAAGUAAUUAAAUUCUUUGAAAGCGAAAAACAGAAUAGAGGCUAUGCGUUUCCUGUAGAAAAUGUUGUCAAAAGGGCAUGCGCAGCAACAGGGCUAUCAGAAAGCACGAUAAAAAGAAUUAAAAGAGAUGGUUUACGCGCGGAAGCAACACAAACAAAAAUGACUGGCCCCAAAAAGAAGAGAGUUAGGAAAACCAAAGUGCAGUUAGAUUACUUCCAACUGUGUGCGUUGAGAGGCAUAGUCAACAGUUAUUCAUCCAGGAAAGAGGUCCCAACUCUUGGCAAGAUUUUGUCUGCAGCCAAACACGAAUUAAAUUACCGGGGAGGGAAGGAAUCACUGAGGCUCAUAUUGUUAAAUAAACUCGGUAUAAAGUUUAAGAAAUGUGAGAAAAAGAAUAAGAAACCACCCGAGCAACCUCAGCCACCACAACAGCAGAUGCCAACGCUCAUGCCUCAUCCGCAGAUGCAGCAGAUGAAACCUAUAGUAGAUAAUAACCAGUGUGUAUAUACUAACAUGAUGCCACACGUACCACCUGUGUCAUAUUGA
This is a messenger RNA of Arctia plantaginis, 762 nucleotides long. The record is from the annotation of a GenBank genome assembly. NCBI's taxonomy places the organism in Eukaryota, Metazoa, Arthropoda, Insecta, Lepidoptera, Erebidae.